AUGGAUUCAACAUUUUCUGUGUCUAAGGGAUGUUUUGUGUUUAAAAAACCAAACAAGGAAAAGAACAAUAAAAGAAAAAGUAAAAGUAAAAAACAACUGACAACCAAUCAACCAGAAACUGAAUUAUGGCAUACUACAUACAUUGAUAUUUGGAAUAAUGUUAAAUCUAAAAUUGAUGAUUUGAAUGGAUCAAUAUACUCUAAGUUUAUUUCAGACACAGUAGAUUUUAUGACAACAUCAAACAUUACUACAAAUCAAAGUAUUCCAACAGCAUGUUUACUUACAGGAGUCAAUUUACCAGAUCACGAAUCACUAUUUGGAUUACUAGCAACCAAUUUAGAACAAUCUCAGCCGCCUGUUAUUGUUGCAACAUUAUUUUCUGAGCACUUUUCUAGUGUUAAAAAUGCAGUUAUAAGUAUGGUGUCACAAUUAUUAAAUUCAAAUGAUGAUGAAUCCGAUUCUGAUGAAGAAAUGGAUGAAAGCUUAAAUAGUGUGGUUAAACGAUCUGAAUGUACUAUAUCUACUUUAAUUGAAUGGUAUAGUCAGCAACCAAAUGGAACUCGUAUUGCAGUUCUUGUAAAAGAUUAUGAAAUGUGUCAACAAACAGUCUUGCAAAAUUUCAUCUUACUUUUAAGUUAUUAUAUUAAAGAAAUUCCAAUUGUAAUGGCUAUUGGUAUUGCUACUUCUAUAUCAAACUUACACAAUUCUCUUCCUCAUCAUGUGGUCACCAAACUUAAAGUGAAAAUGUUUGUUAGUGAAGCAUCUAUGGUAUUUUUAAACAAUAUUAUAGAUCAGGUAUUUUUAAAGCCAGACUGUUCAUUCUAUUUGGGUGGACGUAUUUUGGAAUAUAUGACUGAAGUAUUUUUAUACUAUAAUUUUUCUAUUAAACAGUUUAUAGAAAGUCUUAAGUUUUGCCUCUUUGAACAUUUUUACUGUAAGCCUCUUAAUUGCAUAUGUAUUGCUCAUGAAUCAGCACAAGAAGCUCUAUUCGAUUCCUUAGAUAAAAACGCACUAGAAGAAAUCACAAAGCUGCGUUCAGUCGAUUAUAAAUUAAAAAUUGACAGCAAUUUUAAAGAAACUUUUCUUCAGUUAAUUAGAGAUUUAAAAGCUUGUAUCAAUGAUUUUCAUAUUGGAUUAAGAGUAUUACAUAUUUUAGUGGCAGAUUUACCACAUUCACCAUUAGGCACUCAACUCAGAGAAAUGUAUUGUACUGCAAUGAAAAAACACAUAAUUGACAAUACAUCUUACAAAACUUGUCUACAAUUAUUAAAAUUUUUGUCCAAAGAUGAUAUACUUGCGAAAUUUGACAAGAUAAUUCAUGUUUUCAAGAAUGUAAAAAAUAAUCAACGAACAGCAAUUGCUUUAAAAUUAGUUCAAAGUUAUGUGAAACGUUUAAAAGAGUCUCAUUUAAAUAAUUUAGUUAUUGAAAACCAUAAACCUAAAGAUAAACCCAAAGAAAAUUUUCAAGCUACAUCAAGAUCACAGUUUAAAAAAAUACUUAUGGACAAUAUUAAACAUGAAGAUAGUCGGCCAAUGACUGAGUUUGAAAAAGCACGUUCAGAAAGUUUGGAUCAUUUUACGGAUAUAAUAUUACGUCAAUUCCUUGUACCUCCAACAACCAUGCCUUUAAAUGAAUUGUUGAUAUUUGAUGAUUUACCAUCAAUUAAACGUAAAAUUGUUGGAGAAGACAGAGCUGCUCAAUAUAUAGCAUUUGUUAACCCUCAACACUAUUUAUCCUGUGAUUGUUGUGAAUUGGAAUUUACAGAACAAAUAUUUAAAACUAUGCCAGAUAUAUCUAUUGUGUAUAAAUUACAUUUAGAGUCAAGGUUUGACCAGAUUAACAUUUAUGAUUGGUUACAGAAAUUUAUUUCAAUUGUAGGUCCAGGACAAAAUGACAAUGAUAAUGAUGACGAUAUAGAUCCAGUAUUACAAUCUCGAUUUGUGCGAGCUGUAAAUGAAUUGCAGCAUUUGGGGUACAUACGACCGUCGAAGUACAAAACAGAUCAUGUGCAGCGCCUUACAUGUGGAUCUUGCUAAUGAGUAAUGAUUAAUUUUAAUUAUUUAUUUAUCACUGGAUUUUAAUUUCUACUUAUUUUUCUCACUUUUUACCCAAAGAAAUAAAAAUAAUUAUUUUCCUUAUUUGCAUUUAAUAUUAUUUUUUUUUU
Messenger RNA from Rhopalosiphum maidis (corn leaf aphid), 2165 nucleotides. It is a transcript of the gene Orc3, whose product is annotated as origin recognition complex subunit 3. Gene Ontology annotation, cellular component: DNA replication preinitiation complex; nuclear pre-replicative complex; nuclear origin of replication recognition complex. The transcript is spliced from 15 exons. Gene Ontology annotation, molecular function: DNA replication origin binding. The record is from RefSeq and is a predicted model, not a curated record. NCBI's taxonomy places the organism in Eukaryota, Metazoa, Arthropoda, Insecta, Hemiptera, Aphididae. The coding region runs from base 1 to 2037 and encodes 678 amino acids. Gene Ontology annotation, biological process: DNA replication initiation; DNA replication.